This is a messenger RNA of Effrenium voratum, 1359 nucleotides long. NCBI's taxonomy places the organism in Eukaryota, Dinophyceae, Suessiales, Symbiodiniaceae. The record is from the annotation of a GenBank genome assembly.
AUGUCCUUCCUGGUCGGAGGACUCUUUGGUGUGCACAUUGUUGCCUUUUGCUUAUUGGCAUUUGGUUAUCUCGCCUACACUCAACCUGACAAGAGCUGUUGCUUUUAUCUGUUCGCGAUCCUGGUUGUGGAUUACCCAAGCAUGGUAUUUAUCAACAAAUACUUCGAGCGCAUGUCUGCAUCCCACGUAUCCUUUGUUGUUCUUUACCAGCAGGCUAUAUUGGUCGCAGUGGUUUUCGUGCUGUCCGGUGAGAAGGGCCAGCUUGCCGACUUCAGCACUGACUCCUUCCUAAGCGCUUGCCGGUUCACCGUAUCCCUCAUAGCUGUGAACACAAGGCUGAGCACACCCACGCAACUACUUGCCUCCGCGAUCGCUAUCUCACAGCGGAACACCACAGGUUUCGUGGUCUCCGAAGUCGUGACGUUAACAAGCGUUGUCUCGUUGUCUAUUUUUCUCGAGUCAAGUAUCAGCUCUCAGAUCGAGGCCAAAUUUGAGACUGCACAUGCUGAGUCAAUGUUGGCUGGUUUUCGCAGGCUUCUCCGGGGUGUGUGUGAUGGCGAGGUCUUGUUGGACAGCCACUUGAAUAUUCAAGGAGAUGCUCAGAGCCUGCAGCACCUACUGAUGAUGAGCACUUCUCUGAAUGGAAAAUCCUUCGAGCAGUUGUUGCAGCCAGAGGCGCAGCCACGAUUGGCUGAGCUGAUUGUAACAACCACCGGUGAUGAUUUGAAGGAGGCAAGUAUCCCGCCAUGCCUGCGUGCUUCACUGCGUGGAUCCAACGACAUACGUGUUGCCGUGGAUUUGUUCCACGUCCCAGUUCACUUGCGCUUUGGAACGCAUCACCUAAUAGCCUUUAGAGAAGAUACAGAGUCAAUAAUUCCUGACGCCGCCUGUGACCUGCCACACUUCCCACGGAACAAAGGCAGGACACCGAGUUGCCGAACACCAAGUUUCCGGUCGGAACGGUCCGCGAGGUCGCCCUCUUUGGCGUCCAGUCACACUUUAGACGAGCUAUGCCCAGCAGUGCAAGAAGCGUCUUUGCUGAUUGAUACCUCCAGCGAGGUCUUGGAUAUUUGCCAGGCCCAUUUGCACUAUGAGAAGACAGGGGGAUCUGCCCUGCCGAACCUUCGGUCUGUCAUCCCCACGUCAGACUGGCACAUGGUCAGAGGCAUGGUGCAGGCUUAUGCUCGAGCACAGCGCGGACCAAAGGAGUUCAAGGAUUGGCCCUUGAAAUGUGCCGACAACACGCAAUUGGUGGCUAGGAAGGUGAUACUCUCAAGGGCUUUGCCUCCCAAGUUGUGGCUGCAGUUGCGGGAGUUGCAAAAUGCAGCCCGAGAGGCCGAUACAGAAGCCAUUGGGUAG